This is a messenger RNA of Planococcus citri (citrus mealybug), 2254 nucleotides long. Its product is annotated as oocyte zinc finger protein XlCOF6-like. The transcript is spliced from 6 exons. Bases 339 to 2063 code for a protein of 574 amino acids. The record is from RefSeq and is a predicted model, not a curated record. NCBI's taxonomy places the organism in Eukaryota, Metazoa, Arthropoda, Insecta, Hemiptera, Pseudococcidae.
AAGGAUUACGAAAUUAUGAAGAAGAAACUCGACACAGCUCAAGAAAAUAUUGCUACGUUGAAAUCAGAGUAUAAUGAUUUAACUCUACACUUUAAGAAGUCUACCUCAUCAGGAAUUAAUUUUAAAGAAAAGGUUUUCAACUACUUAGCUCGCCAAGAGACAUUGAGAUUGAAAUUCAUUGAAACAAUCAACGAGUGCAAACAUAUAAGUUUGCGUUUGGAUGAUAUGCUACAGGACUGUUCUAAUGAAGCAUUGAACGAGAGUUCUAAUCAAAAUACAUCGAAAUGUUGUCUUUCGAAUACAGCUGAUGGAUUCGAUGCCGAAACUCGAUUGGGACUAUGGCGAUCCUGUUACUUUGGAUAGUCACAAUCUUAAGCCUAAUCCGUUUUCAAACGAGCAUGCUAAAGAGCUGUGUACAUCUGCAGCUGCUGCUUCUGCUUCCAAAUUGCUGGAAGUUUCAUCUUCAGAUCAUGAAUAGCGAUGUAGCUGUGAAAAAAUGCAACUCAACGACAGUUUUAAAAAUCAAGAAACUGAAAAAUUUGCCCUCUUCGAAACGAAGUGAAGUUCUUACUCCCAACGAAUCAUUGGUGUGCAAAAUUUGUCAUCAGACUAUCAGUACCAAAGGGAAUAUGAAAAGACAUAUUAUGUUUUUUCACGAAGGAUUAAAACCAUUCGAAUGUGUCGAUUGCAGUAAAUCGUUCGCAAGAAAGCAAGAUUUGCAGUCACAUGUAUUUUCAAUGCAUAUGCCCUAUCAAAGCAGACCAUAUAUAUGCGAUAUAUGCAGCAAAUUUUAUUCAACUCUGAGCAAUUUGAAGUAUCAUAGAUGCUCACCACAGAAAGUUUCGGAUCUCAGCCAAUCGUUGGUCUGCAAAAUUUGUCAUAAGAAUAUCUGUAACAAAGACCAGAUGAGAAGACACAUGUUUAUGCACAGAGGUUUAAAACCUUUCGAAUGUGCCGAUUGCGGUAAAUCGUUCACAAGGAAGGCAAAUGUGAAGUCACAUAUAUUGUCAAUGCAUAUGCCCUAUCAAAGCAGACGAUAUAAAUGCGAAAUAUGCAGCAAAUUUUAUUCAACUCGGAGCAAUUUGAAGUAUCACAGAUGCUCAACAACAACACUAAGGAAUCAUUCCACACGUGUUUCAGAUCGUCGCCAAUCUCCGGUCUGCAAAAUUUGCCUUAAACGUUUAUGUCGCCGAAGUGAUCUCAAAAGACAUAGGUUAAUGCAUGUAGGUCUGAAACCAUUUAAAUGUGCGGAAUGUAGUAAAUCAUUCAGAACAAAAUAUGAAAUGGACCGACACACUCGUCAAUGUCACGUACCCUAUCGUACCCGACCGUAUAAUUGCGACGUUUGUGGCAAACGUUAUGCAGCUCAGUUUCAUCUAAAUGCUCACAAACGCCUUGCUGGACAUUAUUGCUCUUCAAAAUUAUCCAAAUUUACGUCUGCAAAUGUAGAUGAUGGAGUAAUUGUUAAGGAAUGUGUCUCGACUAAUGUUUUAGGUGCCAAGAAAGUUAGAAAAUUGGUGUCGUUGAAACGAAAGAAAAACUCGAAUCUGAGCCAGUUUCUCAGCAAGCAGGCUCAUCUGGAAAGACAUCUGAUUUCGCACGAAGCUACGAAACCAUUUAAAUGCGCCGAAUGCGAUAAAUCCUUUGCAAAAAAAUUUACUCUGAGGACACAUAUAAUUCUGGUGCACAUCAAUGAUGAGAGGUCUCUUGACUCUCAUUAUUACUGCGCGCAUUGCAAGUAUCGAUGCCAAUCCAAAGAAAGCUUAGUUUAUCAUAUCAAGAGGAACCAUGUAUCAAAUUUAAGUCUUGAUGAAUUUAGCUGCUCCAUAUGCGGUAAAACAUUUUCUGAUAGUUUUCAUAGAAGACGUCACGAGCAAACAGUUCAUGUCGAAGAAAUCUGUUUCUGUUGUAUGAAUUGCGGUAAUCUAUACAAGCGCGACAGUAGUCUUAUAAGGCACUUGGAACUUGAACGGUGUAAGGCUCAAGUAGUGCACAUUAGUAUGAAUAAUCUUUUCUCCUCAGUGACUGUAAGAUUGCCCUCAAAUUUUGUUUUGAAUUUUUGAUCCGGCUAAUAGGCAAUUUUAGAGCCAUUUUACAGUGUUUCUUAAUGUCGUUUGUUUUUCAAUUGAUUGUAGUACCUACCUACGUCCUAAGUGUGUUCACUUUUAGCUACGGUAUAUUUUAAUAUCAUUAUUUUAUUCACGUUAGAUAUUGCACUGUUGUUGUUAGUAAUUAAAUUUGUUUUUUAUGUUAC